Molecule: messenger RNA, 1914 nt
Organism: Otolemur garnettii (small-eared galago)
Lineage: Eukaryota; Metazoa; Chordata; Mammalia; Primates; Galagidae
Gene: ARRB2
Product: arrestin beta 2
Exons: 15
Coding region: 232-1461 (409 amino acids)
Biological process (GO): positive regulation of ERK1 and ERK2 cascade; G protein-coupled receptor internalization; signal transduction
Cellular component (GO): cytoplasm
Molecular function (GO): angiotensin receptor binding
Source: RefSeq, a predicted model, not a curated record
GUGUCUGCAAGUAGAGGGCGGGCAGCUGAGCGGCGCGCGCGGUCAGGCUGACGCAUCUGGUCGCGGUUUCCCAGGAUCAGAGGCGAAGGCCCCGAGGGGAGGGGGUAGAGGAGAAAGAGAGGAGGGUGCGCGUGCGCAGUGGCGCGGGGAGGAGCAGGGACCUGGCAGCGGGUGAGAAGGCUGCAAGCGAGCCGCGAGCGGAGCCGGCGGCGGGCGGCGAGCGCGCGCACCAUGGGCGAGAAACCCGGGACCAGGGUCUUCAAGAAGUCGAGCCCUAACUGCAAGCUCACCGUGUACUUGGGCAAACGGGACUUUGUAGAUCACCUGGACAAAGUGGAUCCUGUAGAUGGCGUGGUGCUUGUGGACCCUGACUACUUAAAGGAUCGCAAAGUGUUUGUGACCCUUACCUGCGCCUUCCGCUAUGGCCGCGAAGACCUGGAUGUGUUGGGCUUGUCCUUCCGCAAAGACCUGUUCAUCGCUACCUACCAGGCCUUCCCCCCAACGCCCAACCCACCCCGGCCCUCCACUCGCCUACAGGAACGGCUACUAAGGAAGCUGGGCCAGCAUGCCCACCCCUUUUUUUUCACAAUACCCCAGAAUCUGCCCUGCUCCGUCACACUGCAGCCGGGACCAGAGGAUACAGGGAAGGCCUGUGGUGUAGAUUUUGAGAUUCGAGCCUUCUGUGCCAAAUCACUAGAAGAGAAAAGUCACAAAAGGAACUCUGUGCGACUGGUUAUCCGAAAGGUGCAGUUUGCACCAGAGAAACCCGGUCCCCAGCCUUCAGCUGAAACCACACGCCACUUCCUCAUGUCUGACCGGUCUCUGCACCUCGAGGCUUCCCUGGACAAGGAGCUGUACUACCAUGGGGAGCCCCUCAAUGUCAAUGUCCACGUCACCAACAACUCCACCAAGACCGUCAAGAAGAUCAGAGUCUCUGUGAGACAGUAUGCCGACAUAUGCCUCUUCAGCACCGCCCAGUACAAGUGUCCUGUGGCUCAGAUCGAACAAGAUGACCAGGUAUCUCCCAGCUCUACAUUCUGUAAGGUGUAUACCAUCACCCCGCUGCUCAGUGACAACCGUGAGAAACGUGGUCUUGCCCUGGACGGGAAGCUCAAGCAUGAGGACACAAACUUGGCUUCCAGCACCAUCGUGAAGGAGGGUGCCAACAAGGAGGUGCUGGGAAUCCUGGUGUCCUACAGGGUCAAGGUCAAGCUGGUGGUGUCUCGAGGCGGGGAUGUCGCUGUGGAGCUGCCUUUUGUUCUUAUGCACCCCAAGCCCCAUGACCACAUCACCCACCCCAGACCCCAGUCAGCUGCUCCAGAAACCGAUGUCCCUGUGGAUACCAACCUCAUUGAAUUUGAUACCAACUAUGCCACUGACGACGACAUCGUAUUUGAGGACUUUGCCCGGCUUCGACUGAAGGGAAUGAAGGAUGACGACUACGAUGACCAAUUCUGCUAGGAAGGGGGGCUGAAGAAGGGAGUGGAUGGUGCUGGGAGAGGUAGGGACGGGACCAAGAUCCCCACUGUCACUGAGGGGAAGUGUCCCAGCCUCUUUUCCCUUCCCCUCCAUCUGGCUGCUUCCUCAGGCAACCCCUUUGCUCCCUCACCCCCCACUCCCCCAGCAUACACACUGGACCCAUCUCUUGCUAAAAGUGGGCAUUAAUUUUUUAACUACAGCUCUGCUUCUCCAGCCCCCAGUGGGUAGCAAGCUGUGUUCAUCCCUAAAGUUGUCAGUGGGGGAUGCUGAGAAGUGAUAGUAGGGAAAGGGGGAGAAAGAACUGCCACAUUCAACGUCACACCAACACCCCUUCCUGACAUUCUCUCUGCCUCCCAUUUGAUGAGACCCUCGUGGAGGCAAGGCCAUUUCUUUGUUUCUGAGCAAAAACAAAGAAAAUAAACCUUUUAAUAGGCA